This is a messenger RNA of Ostreobium quekettii, 1842 nucleotides long. NCBI's taxonomy places the organism in Eukaryota, Viridiplantae, Chlorophyta, Ulvophyceae, Bryopsidales, Ostreobiaceae. The record is from the annotation of a GenBank genome assembly.
AUCUGGAGCUUCCGCUACCUGGAUGGUGAGGUGACAGACCAUCAGCAGCUGGCGGACACUCAGCUGCGCAUUGUGGCCUUUGGUGAAGACAGUCAGGGACACGUGCUGAUUGUGGAUUUCGUCAGCGGUACCAUCAAUCGACUGGUGAAGGCUCCUCCACCCAGCGGCAAUGAGCCCGAGUUUCCUCGAAAGCUCAGCGAGACCGGACUGUUUGCAUCAACAAAAGAUCACGUGCCAGCGCCAGGCGUGCUGCCGUAUUCUGUCAACGCUCCCUUGUGGUCCGACGGCGCUGUGAAGGAUCGGUUUCUGGCUGUGCCCGGCGACGGGCAGAUUGAAUUUGACGCCGUCACCUAUCCCAUGCCGGCUCCUGGCUGGCGAUUCCCGGAUGGGACCGUGGCCGUCAAAACGUUUUCGAUGCAGAUGGAUGUGACUGAUCCGUCCAGUGUGCGACGCCUGGAAACUCGCAUUCUGCACCUGCGACAAAUGCCAGGUGAUGACAACGAAUACGGCGCUCAGUUCUGGAACGGCUAUACGUACGUCUGGAAUGAAGAACAGACCGAUGCGGUGCUGCUGGAUGCCGAUGGCCUGGACCGUGAGUUGGUGAUUCGUGACCCGGACGCUCCGGACGGCGUGCGUCGGCAGGUCUGGCGUUUUCCCAGCCAGGCAGAAUGCACGCUGUGUCACACCAUGUCAGCCAAAUAUGUGCUGGGAAUCAACACGCUGCAGAUGAAUCGUGACCAUGACUAUCACGGUCAUUCCGUGAAUCAGCUGGAGAUGCUGGAGCGACUGGGAAUGUUCACGGAGCCCCUGCCGGACAAACCAGAUCAGCUCCCGCGUCUUGCCCACUAUGAGGACAAUUCGCAGGACAUCGAACAGCGGACAGCAACACUCAGCGAGCAGCUGGAAGAUCAGGGAUACGCGGUGGUGCGUUCGGUUCUGGAUGUUGACCAGGAUCUGCAGCCGGUUGAAGACGAGUACGCAGAGAUCCUGGACGGACUGGCACGCCGCUGGUUCGACGCCGGUCUGGUGACGUCGCUGCACACCGACCUGCCGUUCUGCGAGCGCCUCAGUCGGCUGCUGGAAGAAACCGAUGUGCGCUUUGAUCGCUACUUUGAUAUCUCGCUGCCGCAAAGUGAUGUGACAGAACAGACGCCGAUUCACAACGGACCGGCCAUCUUUUCACUGUUGCGCAGUCCGCGCGUGCUGGAUGUGGUGGAGCAGAUUAUCGGGCCGGAGAUUUACAACAACCCGGUGCAGCAUACGAGGAUCAAGCUUCCGGCCCACUGUCUGGGUCCCGCUUCCACGUCGGAUCUCACCGGCGACGUGGGCUGGCACCAGGAUCUGGCGGUGGUGACCGAAGAUGCUGAUUCCACCGAGCUGCUGACCGUGUGGAUUCCGAUGACUCGUGCGACGAUCGAAAUGGGAUGUCUGGCCGUGGUGCCGGGCAGCCAUCGCGAACUGAAGCAUCACUGCCGCAGCAGUCAUCCCAAAACUCUGAAUCAGCUCAGUAUUCCUGACGCGCUGGUGGGUGCGAAUGAAAUGCCUUUGCCCAUGGAGCCGGGCGACCUGCUGCUGAUGGACCGACGCAUGCAGCAUCGCGGGCUGCCUAAUACCAGUGAUCAGGUGCGCUGGAGUUUUGAUCUGAGAUAUCAGCCGACCGGCCAGCCGACGGGACGACGCUGGUUCCCCGGCUUUGUGGCUCGCAGUCGAUCCAACCCGGCAUCCGAGCUGACUCGUUCUGAGCAGUGGGCAGACGACUGGCUGCGGACGCGGGAGUAUCUGGCACGCGGAGAAGACAUUGCCUUCAAUCGCUGGGUCGCCGGCGAUCCGGCCUGUGCGUGA